Molecule: messenger RNA, 1085 nt
Organism: Phoenix dactylifera (date palm)
Lineage: Eukaryota; Viridiplantae; Streptophyta; Magnoliopsida; Arecales; Arecaceae
Source: RefSeq, a predicted model, not a curated record
UCUCUCUCCCUCACUCACUCCCACACACACAUAUUUUUCUCUCGAAUUAUUGUUCUCUUGCAAUGGAUUAUGAGGAAGUAGCCCGUCGUCAGGAGCAAACUUACCAACCAGACCCAUCCGGAACUCGUCUCAUUCCCGUUGAAGUAGGAGAGGAGCACCACCACGACAAGAAGCCAGUGUUGAAGAAGGUGAAGGACAAGGUGAAGAAGAUUAAGGACACUUUAAACAUAAAGAAGCAUGGCCAUGGUGAUGAGCAUGACCGCGACGACGAUCAUGACACCAGUGAUGAAGAAAAAGAAGAAGGUUACGAAGAGAAUGUACAGGAUCCUGAGGUCAUCCAUGGCGCUCCCAUACUGUAUGACACUCCGGCGGCUCAAGAGUUUAUUGGUGGCGAAGAGAGCAAAGAGGCACCACAGGAGGCCAAUUUGGGAAGCAUAAACCCAACGUUUCAAGAGGACCCUGCUGUUCCAAAGACUGAAACACUCGGCGCGAGCGACCACGACCGUGCAACCCAACCCCCACCAACCAGAGGUGGCGAGGAGAUAGAGACGUCGCCGGUAAUCCAGUCCUUCGAAGCCAUGAACAUCUCCGACCAGCCCCACGUCCAGAAAGAAGAAGAGGUUAAAGAAUCCACUCCUCCGACCGGGACCCACGACCAGUUCUCUCCGGCGGCGGCGCCCACCCCAGAAGAAGACAAGCUCCAAGGCACCGAAGAACCCAAGGGGCCGAGCUACACCGAGAAGCUCUCCACCACCGCAGCCGCGGCCAAGUCCGCCGCCGUGUCCGCGGCGGCGGAGUCCGCCGAGUACGGCAAGAAGAUCGCGUCGACCGUCUACGAGAAGGUGGCGGAGGCCGGGACGGCUGUGAAGGGAAAGGUGCAGCAGAAGCCAAGCGGGACCACGGGGACGGAGGGCGGGGAUCCGACGGCGGCGCAGGACAAAGGCAUGGGGGUGUCGGUGAGGGAGUACCUGGCGGAGAAGCUGAGGCCGGGGGAGGAGGACAAGGCGCUGAGCGAGGUGAUAUCGGGGGUGUUUCACAAGAGGGAGGAGGAGGCGGAGGGGGGACCGGAGGUGACAGGAUCCGGC